Molecule: messenger RNA, 850 nt
Organism: Paramecium sonneborni
Lineage: Eukaryota; Ciliophora; Oligohymenophorea; Peniculida; Parameciidae
Source: the annotation of a GenBank genome assembly
AUGUUAAUGAUUUAAAUUGUGUAUUAGAUGAUGUUCUAAAUUAAUGCUUUUCAGAAUUAUGUAUAAGAUUUAGUGGAGAUGGAAUCAUUUAAAUUAAUGGUGAACAAUCUGAUGAUGGUAACUAUUUACCCUGUGAUGGAUGUUAUUAAUGUCAAUACUAAUGUUAUCUUGAAUGUGAUUAAGGAUAAGGUUGUAAAGAGUGUGAUAAUUAAUUUACCUUAAUUAAUGAAACAGCUACAAGUUAAGAGAAAAUAGUCUUAAUUGAAGAUAAGGAAGAUAAGAUGAAGAAGCUAAUCUUGAUAUUGUUAUUUCCAGAUACAGUGAUAAUUAAAUAUUUAUAGACCUUCAAUGCUUAUCUUAAUUUGGGAAUGGUAUCCUUAACUUAAAAUAUGAAUAAUGCAAUGAUGGUAAUUAAUUUGGAGGAGAUGAAUAUUCAUCUGUUUGUAGUGAAGAAGAUUUUUAUUAGCGUCAAAAUUAUGAAAAUGCAUCUAGCAUUUGUUCUUAUAUUUUACAUAUUGACCUAAUUUUAAUUAAUCUCUUAAAUAAAACUAACCAAACUUAGUUGAUUUAAUUAAGUUUCACAUAAAAUGUUAAAUUACUGUAGGGUUUUAAAUUUGAAGAAAUUGCUGUAUUCUCAAUUAUAUACGAAACAAUUGCAUCUAUAAAUGUAAAACAAAUAUCAAACCUAUCAACUGCAUAUAAUAUUCCAUUAUAUGAAAUUACAGUUGAAUUCUUCGAACCUGUUGAAAAUUCUGUGCUUUAAAUUGAAUCAGCUUAAUCAAUUAUUAAAAAUUAAUUUGAUUUAGAUUUGUUGAGAAAUCAGUCUUGCCACUUCUUUUGUAUUAUCUGA